AUGAAGUCUGCAGCAAAGGUCUUUUAUCUGGCGGUGUUCGCACUGCUAAGUACCAGCCAUGCCGCAGAUUCCAAAGGCCCGUCCAAAUCAAAAACCCAAAGUCCUGAUGUCUGCGCGAUAUCUCCCAGAGCCAUUGUCUCUGACGCAUGUGCGUCGUACUCCACCCUCGAUGGACUCAACGAAGAGCUGCGCCCUUCGCUCCUCGACCUUACAAACAAUACCGACUUCUUCUCAUACUACCGAUUGAAUCUCUUCGGUAGGGAAUGCCCGUUCUGGAGCGAUGAGAACAGCAUGUGUGGCAAUAUUGCCUGUGCUGUUAAUACGCUAGACAACGAAGAUGAUAUACCGAAAAUAUGGAGGGCGAAAGAGCUGGGCAAACUCGAGGGGCCGAAGGCGGAACACCCCGGGAAAAAGCUACAGCAGGAGAGAUACAAGAAACCAUUACAGGGGGAGUUAGGUGAGGAUGUUGGAGAGACGUGCGUGGUGGAAUACGACGACGAGUGCGACGAGCGGGACUACUGCGUACCGGACGACGAAGGGUCUAGCGGGAAGGGAGACUAUGUCAGUCUAGUUGACAACCCGGAGAGGUUUACCGGGUACGCUGGCGAAGGCACAAAGCAGGUGUGGGAUGCGAUAUACAAGGAAAACUGCUUUUCAAAAUCCUCUUUCCCCAAGUCAGCAUCUCUUGGGAGCUCGCCAUUUACACGACAAGGCCCUGCAGCAAAUGAGUUGCAAUCCGUUAUGCGAGAGCAUGGACGACAGCAAGCUCUCGAGGAACAGCAAAAGCAGGCUCCAGGGACUCCGUUUGUCGCUGAGACUGGCCUUGAAAACGAAGAUGAGUGCCUGGAAAAACGUGUCUUCUACCGAGUCAUCUCCGGUAUGCAUACUUCCAUCACGACUCACAUAUGCUGGGAGUAUUUGAAUCAGACCACGGGAGCCUGGGGACCAAAUCUCGAAUGCUAUAAACAUCGUCUCCAUAAAUUCCCGGAGAGGGUGUCAAAUCUCUACUUCAAUUAUGCUCUAGUCCUACGAGCAGUAACGAAACUGGGACCGUAUUUGAAGGAUUAUACAUUCUGCUCCGGCGACCCCGUCCAGGAUGCUAUCACCAAUUCGAAAGUCCAGGCGUUGACUUCUAAAGCUGCGGAAGUGCCACAGAUAUUUGAUGAAGGUCUUAUGUUUGUAAAUGGCGAAGGUCCCAGUUUGAAGGAAGAUUUCAGGGGCCGGUUUAGGAACGUCAGCCGCAUUAUGGACUGCGUAGGAUGCGAUAAAUGCAGACUCUGGGGAAAAUUGCAAACGGCCGGUUAUGGAGCUGCGUUGAAAGUAUUAUUUGAGUAUAACAGCUCCAAGGAUGUCCCAGUCCUGAAGAGAACCGAAUUGGUUGCUCUCUUUAACACUCUCGGCCGAAUCUCCCAGUCGCUGGAGGCGAUUAAUGAGUUCAGGACCAUGGUUGAAGCUGAGGAGAGUGGCUCUGAAAGCGCGGACAAUCACUAUGUGUUGCCAGACCGUGUUCGAAAGCCACAUCAUGUUAUACCAGGCAAGGAAUGGCCAGGGGACGGCGUUGCAGAUGACUAUGAGAAGUUUGAGCAGGAAGAACGCAAGAAGGCGCAAUCGGAGGAAGAAUCGGUUUCAGAAGCCUUCUGGAACGAACUCGGUCUCGUUUGGAAGAUCACCAAAUACGUCAUCUGGGGCUGGAUUAGGUUCCCUCUGACUGCUUGGGAAAUCUUGGUUCUCGAGGUGGCGAGGGCGUGGGAGUACUACGUGGGAUUGCCGGUCACUCCCAGAAAAUGGGUAAUCGAGCGCCCGAAUUUUGAUGAGCUGUAA
Molecule: messenger RNA, 1821 nt
Organism: Venustampulla echinocandica
Lineage: Eukaryota; Fungi; Ascomycota; Leotiomycetes; Helotiales; Pleuroascaceae
Product: ERO1-like protein
Exons: 3
Coding region: 1-1821 (606 amino acids)
Biological process (GO): protein folding in endoplasmic reticulum
Cellular component (GO): endoplasmic reticulum membrane; endoplasmic reticulum
Molecular function (GO): FAD binding; protein-disulfide reductase activity; thiol oxidase activity
Source: RefSeq, a predicted model, not a curated record